Ooceraea biroi (clonal raider ant) is the source of this 4763-nucleotide messenger RNA. It is a transcript of the gene MESK2, whose product is annotated as misexpression suppressor of KSR 2. The record is from RefSeq and is a predicted model, not a curated record. Lineage: Eukaryota; Metazoa; Arthropoda; Insecta; Hymenoptera; Formicidae.
UUUCAUCAUUUAAGAGAUAUAAUUUUCAUCAUUUAAGAGAUAUGCAUGAUACUCAACCGUUCUCUGAAAAUUAGCUUAUAACUGUAAUAAUGAGAUUUGAAGAAGCAGAACUUCAAUGCAGAAAUAUUGAGUAUGAACUUGAUCGUAUAUAAUAUCUUUUAUGAUCGUGCUUCAACCCUUAUUUUUUUAUCAAAAAAAGUUUUCUUUCUUUUCAAAUUUGCUUCAACGCAAAUCUAAGUGAGCAAAACCUUGAGUGAGCUUUUGUUGCGCUUAUUAUAGCUAACAAUAAGAAACGUGAAAAUAAUUUACACUUUGUGUAGUUAAACAACGAGACGGUUACAAGCUGUUUAUAACAAAUGACGAUAACGAGAAGACGAGGACGUUGAAAUUUAUGCGGGAAUGUAGCUCGUUGAAAAUGUGUCAAUACGUUAAGCGGACAAAUUGAAGGAGGUUUAGUAGUAUGUAGCGUUCUACGUAAUAGCGAGCUUAGAAGCUUUCUGAGGUUAACGACGUAAUUCCGUCUCGUCGCGCUCCUUCUCGUUCAUAUCAAUCUUCUAGAGAAGACGUUUUACUUGUUGGGCGAAGAGACGAAGAGGGUCCCGCGCACCUCUCUCGACUGGCCCUCACAGCGAAGUAGUUAACGUCCAAAUUAGGACUAAUUACGAAUCAUUAAGACCGAUAUACAAACGCCCUGUUGUUCAGGCGCGUCGUGCAUCGCUUUGGAAGUAGUCAUUCCUGAGGAUUUAUGUGUUCCAUGCGACUCUUUUGGUACCGUUCUGCCUGCGGAAGAUGCUGCUAGAAACAGCUUUAAUUCACGAUGCCUUCCGACAGCAUGGACGACAUCGAGCUGAAGAACAUUCAGCUGCAAUUUCCGGCACUGAGAUAUCUCUCCAGGGACGACAGCUCCGUGCGGGAAGAAAGAGUGGAAACUGACAAGGGAAGUUUGCUAGUGGCGGUGCAAGGAAAUCGAGCAAAACCAGCUAUACUCACUUAUCACGAUUUAGGCCUUAAUUACAUCUCGAGCUUCCAGGCAUUUUUCAAUUACAUCGACAUGCGUGUUCUACUCGAAAACUUUUGUGUAUAUCACGUAAAUGCACCCGGACAAGAGGAAGGCGCAUCGACGCUACCCGAAGAUUACACUUAUCCGUCCAUGGAAGAGCUGGCAGAACAGCUGCUCUUUGUUCUCGGUCAUUUUGCCAUAAGAUCCGUAAUUGGCUUCGGGGUUGGUGCCGGCGCUAAUAUCCUGGCAAGAUUCACACUUGCCCAUCCGGAAAAAGUUAAUGCACUGUGCCUGAUAAACUGCGUGUCCACACAGGCGGGAUGGAUCGAAUGGGGCUAUCAAAAAUUGAACGUGCGCCACCUGAGAUCACAGGGCAUGACCCAGGGCGUUCUCGAUUACUUGAUGUGGCAUCAUUUUGGCAGGGGGACCGAGGAUCGGAAUCAUGAUUUGGUGCAGGUAUACAAGAACUACUUUGAACGUCGCGUCAACCCGACGAAUCUCGCAUUAUUUAUCGACAGUUACGUUCGCCGUUCGGAUUUGAAUAUAACGAGGGAAUUGGACCCGAUGCGUAAAAGGGAGGGAUUGACACUCAGCGUGCCAGUGAUGAAUAUUACGGGCGCUCUAAGCCCUCACGUCGACGACACCGUAACGUUAAACGGACGCCUGGAUCCGACUAACAGCUCUUGGAUGAAAAUAUCGGAUUGCGGUAUGGUGCUGGAAGAACAACCGGGUAAAGUAAGCGAGGCGUUCCGACUGUUUCUUCAGGGCGAAGGAUAUGUGGUGAAAUCCCCGCGGAAGCCGUCCGUGAAGCCGACAACACCCGAAGUGGCCCCGCUAUCGCCGCUGAAAAUGGCCGACUUCAGACUGGCUUCCUUGGAGGGACUGAAUCACGUCUGCAGCAAGAAGAUCGACUGGCCUACCGCAACCAUACACAUCACGGAGAAUCCGAUAUCGGAGGCAGUCGUCUGUUAAGCAUUUGUUCGCCGAACUUCACCACCGUUAUCGAUUUUCGUUUACUCGCAAUCGAAACAUGCAUAAUCGGAAAAUGAUGCGACUCAGUAACUUAGAAAGGUUUCGUCGGGCAACGAUCCCUCGCGGCACUAAUCGCGCGCUGAUUUUUUUCCGGAGCUUUCGCCGGCACACACUUUACUUUUAAUCGCGAUCUGCGUUAGAUCGACCACACUCGUUCGUAAUAAAUGUUUAAUUCUAAAUAACUAUAAGUUAAGAGUUUUAAAGAUGAAAUAUAUUAAGUUAGGAGAUGUUACAGACGGAGGAAAAGAGAGAAAGAAAGAGAGAUGUUUUACCAAAACUUCUUAUUCGGUAUUAUUGCGAUAUUGUUAGGGAUUUGUAUUGACAUUUAUUAAAAAUAAAUGAGAAGCAAAUGUUAUCGCGUUGUAACGAUCGGAUAUACGUUGAGUCUUAACCUAUUUUAUUUUUAAGAGGUUUAGUGAACGGUGCAAAACGAUUUUUCAGGAUUGUUCAUCUUUUAGAGCAUCGCUCAUAUUUUAUCGUAAAGACAAGUUUCGUAAUCGUUUUAACGGAUAUUUAGAAUUGUGUUUGGAAAAUGUAUUGUUUAAAACUUUAAUGAACAUUAACAUAUUGUAUUAUUGUACUGUCCAGAGUUCAAGAAAUGCGCAAAUAACAACAAUUAAUACUUCAAUAUAUACUUCUAUAUACAUAAAUAUACGUUAACAUUGGCAGAAUCGCAGUUGCGCGUCUUUCUACAACUACGUAACAUCAUAAUAACAGCACGUUCGCUAAAAACAAUAAAAGAAAGAUUCUUCUCAAUUUGAAUGAGAGAGACUAUUAUUUCUUUAUCUAUUCGAUUUGCAAAGAAUUGAUUGAUCCCGGGCUUAUUAUUUAUGAUUCAGAUUUAACGAUAAUAAACAAGCAUUAAAAUCAACAUAAACAAUUACGAGGUUGGUUUUAAUGUUAUUAGCUGGUUAAAUACAUUUGACUUUUUACAACAGUUCCUUAGGAUACAAAAUUUAAUGUCUGUACUGUGGAUGUAGUCUUUAUAGGGGGAUGUAUAUCUGAUAACUCGCGAUUCUUUUAACUAGAACGUGAAUUUAUUUAUUUACUUGCGCUUAUGCACCGUUCGCACCUUUUUGAUGAUUAGUAAGAAAAGAGACUGCCCGUUCAAAAAAGAAAAAGAUACGCAUAUGUUGCAUACGUGUAGGAAUAUAGAGAAUGAGGGUGAAAUACGUAAUUAGUUAUUACAGGAGGUAAGGAAUACGAAAAAUGUCGGGUUCGGUAUUUCUGCGUGGUUUUACCGGGUUUGUUCAAAGCUCUAGCGUGAUAUGAUAAGAUGUGCCUGCUAUACGAUGUACGUAGCUUUCGAAAGUUUCAUCGCCUUUAAUUUUUUACAUAUAUAUACAUAUGAUUCUAGUGCGUCCCCCGAAAUUCCCUAUUUUUCGCGCGUCCUUUUUCUAAGCGUCACGCUCACAACAAUCGGCAUCGACAUAUCUUUUUCUAAAUCGAUUUUAACUCCGGCGAUUGUAUGAACUUAUUUGGAGCGUAUGCAACGAACCACAAUUGCAUUUUUAAUCAAUCACCGAAAAUAAACAAGAAAACGAUUUGUAACGAUUGAUAACGAUGACAAAAUCAACGAUUUUUACGUCAUUACAUCAAACGUGUUCCCUAGAAAACAAAAAAAUCCGAAAGUUUGCCAAUUUGAGAUAUUUCUAGAUAUCGUUUGCGUGUAACGUGCAUAUCGAAACCAUAGGUUACGGAUUUCUUUUCUUAUUUCGCGGCAGAUGUAACAAUGAAGCGCGAGAACGACGAAGGAAGUCGAAACAGCGGACAUCUCGAGGGACAGGAGGUUUAGGUGUUUCGUGUAAAAGAGAGUUUAAGUAUAAGAAUAUAUAAUAGAUAUAUACACACGUCGCGUUAUUUAGAUUAUCGCAAAUUAAAGCAAUGAUAGUUGAGAGCAUAGCGUUAGAACUGCGAGGUUCGACACGAGGCGAUUGAGAGAAUGCACGCAUUAAACGUUGCUAAUGCGAACGCUAUACGGAUAAUACAUAGCUUUUAAGGACUACCGAUGCUCCGCCGUUAAUCCCUUCGUUUCCAACUAGAGAAAUUUCCCUACGGACACUUGGCGAUUAUUGGCACGAAUUAUCUGGACGCUCAAGACAACGAAUUCGUUAAAUUUGUACAUCGACGUAUUACUGAAUUUAAAUUAGACAUAUCGGCCGAAUUUAAUACGCGAUAUCAUCAAAUUACUCGUCGACUGAUCGAUUUUAAUCAGAGUAUUCGUCCAUGUUACUCACGAGACGCAUAUCAGUACAAUAAAUUUUUAAGCAAUUUUUCAACAACACAUGGAAAAUCUAUCGGAUUUAUAUCUGCAUUUUAAUUGGCACAUCAAUGCCGAAAAGAAUCACUCAAAAGAAGACGCGGUAUAACGCCGCUAGUCUCGAAGAGUUUAAAUUUAAAGGGUUUAAAAGAAUCAUUUAACAUGCGAUCGAGUUUCAGCAUCCACUUCUACCUCGUGCGAGGAUAACACGAUUUUCCUUCGCCGCAUGACGCGCAAAGUCCUCGAAUAAAAUUUCUAAUUUUCCACGCGGCAUCGCGAAACAGAUUGUAGCGAGGUGUAUUAAUUACUCAGCAUAAAUGGACUAUAGUACAGUAAGCGAAAUAAACUUAGCUCUGGAGCUUGAAUACAUAUAUAUACGUAUAAAUAUAUUAUACAGGUUAAAAAUUACACGUGCGCACCGAACAUGCAUCUUGUUAUUUAUAAUAAACGGAUACAAAGAAAAUAAUAAAA